ACCGUCUGCUGCCGGACAAGAUGGCGGCGGCCGCGCGUUGGGCCGCGCUGGGCCUGGCGUUAUGGCUGUGCGCGGCGGCCCACGCCGAGGAGCCGGAGGGGAAGCGACGGGCGGGGCCGGCCAAGAAGAAAGACAUUCGGGACUACAACGACGCGGACAUGGCCCGGCUGCUGGAGCAGUGGGAGAAAGAUGAUGACAUUGAGGAGGGGGAUCUUCCUGAACACAAGAGGCCUCCGGCACCAAUAGAUUUCUCAAAAAUUGAUCCAGGCAAGCCUGAAAGUAUCCUGAAACUGACAAAAAAAGGGAAGACUUUGAUGAUGUUUGUCACAGUGUCAGGAAAUCCCACGGAAAAAGAGACAGAAGAAAUUACUAGCUUGUGGCAGGGCAGUCUCUUCAAUGCAAACUAUGAUGUACAAAGGUUUAUUGUUGGCUCCAAUCGUGCAAUCUUUAUGCUUCGUGAUGGCGGUUAUGCCUGGGAGAUCAAAGACUUCCUGAUAAGUCAAGAAAGGUGUGCGGAUGUUACUCUGGAAGGCCAGGUUUAUCCGGGCAAAGGAGCGGAUGGAAGUGAGAAAGGAAGGAACAAAACCAAACCUGAGAAAGCGAAGAAGAAAAAAGACGCAGAGAAAUCUAAAAGCAGCCAUGAGGACAACCGUGCAACCAAACAGAGAGAGGAUCUAUGACAGAUACAUGAACCAGACUGAAUAGCGCUCUGCUGUUCCUUGAAGGGAAACUUAACUUUCUUUACAAUUUCUGGCUUUACAGAGGAGAAGGAAGGAAGCAGAUGUUACUGAGGUUUGAAGACUUCUGUGUUGAAAUACAUGUUUACUUAUUAAUGUUGGCUGUUUGUUUAGUUACAGAAAUGGUAAUGUUUAAUACCAGCAAUUGACUACUUUAGUUUGUAAUUCUUUACACUUUUGUUGUUGUUCAAAGUUAACAUACCAACCUAUGUCUGAGGUUAUGAAUGUAGGUGGAGAGGAAGGAAAAGAGUCUCAGAAUACACUAGUGCUAAUCUGUAGUAGCUGCUGUUUGUCUUGGGUAUGCGAGUUGGUCAUUGAUUCCUUCAGAGCUUCUUGCUAAAAGAUACUUUAGGAAGCCAGUUUGCCACUCCAGUUUGCAAAAUAAUUUAAGUUGCAAUGAGCAACGUUACAGUGGCAAAAGAUGCCUGAAAUGGCCAGGUUUAGGAUGGGUUUGGUUAGACUGCUUUUCUGUAAACAAAAGCUCUUCUGUUCAUCGCUGAAAAUCCACAGAAGUACUUUGAUACAUAAUAGAAGCUAGGCAGACACUCAGCUAAUGCACUCCAAACCAGUACAGAGAAGAGAUUCUGUACCCAUCAGAUGUGAUGGAGUUGACUGUAAGGAAGCUACAAAGCCAACAUGGACAGUGUUAGAGUGAAAAGAGAAGUCACAUUCAUGGCAUUCAAGUUGCUACUGCUGCCAAAGAACCGUGCCUCCGGAUGCAAAUGUUAUGUGUGCCCCAUUAUCCAGAAAGCGAGUUAGAAGAUAUGGCUUUAACUCUGAAAUUGAUUUGUUUUGCUAAUCGUUUGCUUGAAUCUUUGUUAAAGCCUUAGUUACAGUGCAGAGUUAAACUUGGAGGUUGAUAUAUCUCUUACUGAUGUUUAAUAACCAGAUUUUUUUUGUAAAUUCCUGAGCGUGCCAUGGUUGAUCGUAAAUGAAAACAGUGGUUAAAACAAUAGGAACCUUGAUGCAUGGGAGCAGAUCUGAUUUCUCCUUGAAAGCCUUGGUGUGGUCAGGAAGGUUUUGUUAUAAUUUCAGCAGGUUUUUAGGCAAACACAUGGCUUAGCUGCGCUUUCCUUUUCCUCUUCUCAGUGUUUAGGACUGAAUGCACCCAGUAUUUAUGGUCCACAUCAUAUUCCAGAGGAUGAGCACAGUAUUAACUGUCUCCAUUCGAUAGUACUAAGAUAAUAUUACUUUCACUCUCUUUAUAAGGUGCUAAAAUCCAAGUGUUUUGGGUGAAAGGUCCUAACUGAACCAUAAUGGUUGCUCUUGUGGAAUAUUUCAUUACCAAAAGAGGGAAGCUGACUUUCUGAGUGCUUGUUCCAAAAUAAAAGGGUGUCACUAAACUUACUGCUUACUGAGUAGUAAAAUGUUUUGAAUAAUGAUGCAUUUAGUUUGGUGUUUGGGGAGGGAAACUCACCUGUCUUUUGUUGCUUUAGUUACUCAUAAGGACUAAUUGAUACUGAUGAAAGUUCUAGGCAGUCAUUUUUCCUUACUUCCGGUAACAGCAUAUGAGUUGAAGAAACCUUUCCUGCCAUGCUUCACUAAACGGUUGUCUGAGUGGAAAGAUGAAAGUCGGGUACUGCUUUUGUAUUCCACUGUUAAUCCAAAAGUAUACAGCAGUUGAGGUAGGUCUCUAGAAACUUGGAUAUUGCACUGUAGAGAGAUGUGCGGUCUGUUUCUUAUUCAUAACUAACCUACCAUGUUGUAACACUUUCAGGUACUUCCCUGUUUUGUUUAAGAAUUUAGCUUCUGAGAAGAUGAGCAUAUGUGAAAUGAAACUGUAAAUAUGAAAUGUUACUGCCUUUUUUUCUUGUUACAACAACUCUAUGGUACAAAGAUGACAAUUCCAUUUGUCAUUACACAUGUGGAAAUGC
Gallus gallus (chicken) is the source of this 2611-nucleotide messenger RNA. RefSeq names its product mesoderm development candidate 2 (gene MESDC2). Gene Ontology annotation, biological process: protein folding. Bases 21 to 680 code for a protein of 219 amino acids. Gene Ontology annotation, molecular function: low-density lipoprotein particle receptor binding. NCBI's taxonomy places the organism in Eukaryota, Metazoa, Chordata, Aves, Galliformes, Phasianidae. The record is from RefSeq and is marked validated. The transcript has 3 exons.